AUGGGCAUUUGGUGGACACUUUGCUUUUUAAUUUUCCUGGACAACACCUGGGGACAGGAACAAAUCUAUGUUAUUUCAACACCGAAAGUCUUCCAGGUCGGAGCAUCUGAAAAUGUUGUAAUUCAAGCCCAUGGCUACACCGAAGCAUUUGAUGCGACAAUCUCUUUAAGAAGUUAUCCUGACAAAAAUAGGACCUACUCUUCAGGCUAUGUUAAUUUAUCUCCAGAAAAUAAAUUCCAAAAUUCGGCAGUGUUAACAGUUCAGACCAAACAGUUGGGUGAAGCACAAAGCUCAUAUUCAUAUGUGUAUUUGGAAGUUGUGUCGAACAUUUUUCAAAAUCAGAAAAAAAUGCCAGUCCUCCAUGACAAUGGCUCUCUCUUCAUCCACGCUGACAAGCCUGUCUACACACCACAGCAGCCCGGUAGA
Mesocricetus auratus (golden hamster) is the source of this 426-nucleotide messenger RNA. RefSeq names its product complement C5. The transcript is spliced from 3 exons. The record is from RefSeq and is a predicted model, not a curated record. Lineage: Eukaryota; Metazoa; Chordata; Mammalia; Rodentia; Cricetidae. The annotation marks the transcript as partial.